This is a messenger RNA of Protobothrops mucrosquamatus (brown spotted pit viper), 1623 nucleotides long. It is a transcript of the gene FBXL12, whose product is annotated as F-box and leucine rich repeat protein 12. Bases 27 to 1004 code for a protein of 325 amino acids. Gene Ontology annotation, biological process: SCF-dependent proteasomal ubiquitin-dependent protein catabolic process. The record is from RefSeq and is a predicted model, not a curated record. Gene Ontology annotation, cellular component: SCF ubiquitin ligase complex. NCBI's taxonomy places the organism in Eukaryota, Metazoa, Chordata, Lepidosauria, Squamata, Viperidae. Gene Ontology annotation, molecular function: protein binding. The transcript is spliced from 3 exons.
ACCGGUAGAAAAAAACGCUGUGAUAAAUGAUGGCCGCGCUAUCGCCCCCGACUCUUUCCUCUCUCCCGGACUCGCUUCUGCUCCAGAUUCUGGUCUGGCUGCCGCCGCGUGACCGAGUGGGCGUGACCAGAGUCUGCAAACGGUGGCAUCGUUUGGUGCGGGACAACUUCUUGUGGCGACAUGUGGACCUCUCUUCUUGCAGGAUAUCCUCCAAGAUCUUAUGGCACCUUCUACGGAACUAUUUCCAAGGCAGCUUGUGGACUCUGAAGCUACGGGGAUCCCUCCUCUCCUUUCGAAAACAAGAAGUACUUACCUCAGCAUUGAUGCAGGCUUUGGGUAAACAAUGUCCCAAACUCCAGCAGUUGAGCUUGAUGGAGCUAGAUCUCCGUUCAUUCCAGUAUGGCUGUAUGCCCUCUUCUCUUACCUCCCUGGAAUUGAGAUGCUGUGAGAUUCCUUUUGUUUGGUUCCAAGUGCCAGAUACCUCCUGCAGUUUCCCAAGAAUCCAACAACUUGCAAUCUGGAAUGUUCCUGCUUUUUCCAACCAGCACUUAUUGAAUAUUGCCACCCAGAGCACUCUCAAGACGCUUAUCCUGUCAGAAGUCUACCGUAUAACAGAUGUAGGGAUCCAGGCAGUAGCACCACAUCUGAAAGACCUUCAGCACCUUUCCUUGUGCCACUGUAGCAUUGGUGAUUCAGCCAUGCACUUUGUUGGGCGACACCUGAAACAACUGAACCAUUUAGAUCUCAGGAGCAAUUCUUUGACAGAUGUAGGUCUUCUUUGCUUAAUUGGUUUGCCAAUCUUAGAGAGCCUUUGUUUGAAAGACUGCAAUCAACUUUCUCCAGAAACCAUUUUAAUUGUUUGCCAGUCAUUCCCCAGCUUGAAGCAUCUUGAUUUAAGCAGGAUAGACUUCGAAGACAAAAUAUUCCAAAAGAUCCAGUUGGGUUUGCCAAGCUGUACAGUGGCAAAUACCAUCCCUUGCACAGAUUCCAGUGCAAUAUCUUAGAAGAUAGCUAAUUUUCCUUCUGCAUGUUUUUCACAGGUCAAAAGAUGGCAGCACUCAGAUACAUCUCCUUAGUAGCUUUUUGUCCUUACAGCCCAAAUCUUUGUAGCAGGCUAAAAAUGGAAUAGAUCAGACAAAACAACACAUCUCAAAGGCCAUUUGUUUAACUUUUGUGCAAAUUAUAUGCCCACUGUUUGUACUGCAGAUGUCCUCUGAUGUUGACAUAGCUCAAGCAUAAAGAAUACACUGUCUUCCAAAGUUUUGAUAUACCCCUCAACUCCUACCAGUUCCAGCAAAUACAAUCAGCUGUGAACCUUGAUGGAAAAAGUGUUCAAUAAUACCAGGAGACUGCCAGGUUCUAAAGUAUGACAUAAAAACUGACUGGAGAGAUUAAAAAUUGAAAUAAUUUAUGGACUGCAAGCAUAAAAUGUUAUUAGACAUAUUGUAACAUUUUAAAUGCAAGGAGCAAAUAUCUAGGCAUCUAAUCUAGGACAUAGUCUCUGUUUUGACUGAGUCCAUUCCUCUUCCUGAAUAACUCAAAAGAGUUGAUAUCUUUGAAUAAGCACAAAGGUUACAUUUACAAAACAAAUGCAUAAUUUUCAAGACUGACUACAUUUUUUAA